Danio rerio (zebrafish) is the source of this 3968-nucleotide messenger RNA. RefSeq names its product SIX homeobox 7 (gene six7). Gene Ontology annotation, cellular component: nucleus. NCBI's taxonomy places the organism in Eukaryota, Metazoa, Chordata, Actinopteri, Cypriniformes, Danionidae. Gene Ontology annotation, molecular function: DNA binding. The record is from RefSeq and is marked provisional.
UAUAAACGGGCGCGCGAGUUUUCAAAUUAGUCAGACAAACCUACAGCCAUGUUUCCUCUGCCGAUGUUCACACCUGAGCAGGUGGCCCGAGUGUGCGAGAAUCUCGAGGAAACAGGAGAUAUCGAGCGCCUGGGCCGGUUUCUCUGGUCUCUGCCCGCCGCCGUGCCCGGUUCCGCCGGAGAGUUGCUCAACCGUCAUGAGUCGGUGAUGCGCGCGCGGGCUCUCGUCGCGUUCCAUGGCGGGAAUUUCGAGGCGCUCUAUCAGAUUCUGCAGAGUCACCGGUUUACCCGCGAAUCUCACGCUAAACUGCAGGACCUGUGGCUGGACGCGCAUUACCGGGAGGCGGAGCGCCUGAGGGGCAGACCACUCGGCCCGGUAGAGAAGUACCGCAUCCGUAAGAAGUUCCCCCUGCCGAGGACAAUCUGGGAUGGAGAGCAGAAGACACACUGCUUUAAGGAGAGAACCCGCAGUCUGCUGAGGGAAUGGUACCUGCAGGACCCUUAUCCAAACCCGUCCAGAAAGCGUCAUUUGGCUCAGGCCACUGGUCUCACUCCCACACAGGUGGGCAACUGGUUCAAGAACAGGAGACAGCGGGACAGAGCAGCUUCUGCCAAAAACAGACUACAGCAGGAUUCCUCUCUCCUGCCGUCUGGAAGUUCUCCUGAAUGUUCAUCAUCGGAGCACAACCCACUCCUGCGAGGCUCAUCCCCCCGCCACCCUGACAGCCCGGGGAACAGCGACUGCAGCUCAGGCCCUCGGGGGACCGGAGCUUCCACGCCGGACAUCUCGGUCAGCAGCGACAGCGAGUUUGAGUCGUGAACACAGGCGCACAGACGCUUACUGAUGAUGCACUUACAGCACAGACUGAGAAAUCAGCUGGCGGACUGCUGGAAAAACUCAUUCAGGAGAGGAGUUUUCAUUGCAAGACUGAAACGUGCACUUGAAAGUGACCAGACUGGACCUCACGUGCCAAAGAAAUCUCCUCAGAUUCACUAGCUAUGUUUCCAUCAGCGUAAAAUACUUCUCUAUUUGUAUUAUAAAAGGUUAUAUUUCGGUUUAGGGAGUCUCCAACAACAGUCUGAUUUGCAUGCAAGGUCAAAAAACACGUUAAUUCUCAUAUAAUAUGCAUUUAUUUUUAACUAAUUAGCCCAGCGACUCCCAUAUGAAUCGUUCAGCAAUUCAUUAGCUCCCAAACCCCUCCUUAGUACGAUGCUGAUCUGCGGUGAUUAGGCCAAUGACCCUAUUGGGUCUAUUGCGAUUGGUUGACUUGGUUCAGUGCGAGACAGAGAGAAACAUCCAUCUAUGGCGUAGCACUCAGAGUAUGUGUGAGCCCAAUGCAGGAAUGCAAUAAAGCAAUGCAGUCAAACAGCAGCAUAUACUCUACUCUUAACCCUGACCCCAAGUCAGACACAACACAGAUUCAGUAUUAAUCCUCAUAGUGGCAAAAGUUGAACUGUUUUGAAAACCUCACCGCAUGUGUAGGAACAGCUGACGGUGGCCAUAGUAAAGACAACCAGCAGAAGAUCACAAGUUCAGGAAAAAAGCAUGCGUUGUGCUUUCAACGUGGAUUUGGACGCAAUAUGUGAACAGCCCCAUAAAGAUUUUACUUGAGAGAUACAGUACAUGCACUGCUCUGUAAUGCUGCGUUCAUACCAGACAUGGAAGAAGCGUCAAGCGUGAGUGAUUUACAUGUUAAGUUAAUGCAAAGGCGCGAAUAGAGACAGUGUCCCAGGGGAAAUCCUCUAGCCGACACCAGCCAACAGUUGAUCGAACUGGGCUCUGCUCAGUCAAAAGCACUGCUGAAAGCUUCCAUCAUCCAGGUUAAGUUUCUGAAGAAGUUUGUAAGCUCAUAGAGCUGGGUGCACCUCUGAAAGGAUCUAGUGAACUCGGACACGGUUCCAAACAAAUCAACAAUGUUUUUCAGUCCUCAUAAAGCACAUAAACACUGUUAUUUUCUCAAUAAAAUCCAUGUUUGCCAUUUAGCAACAAUGCUAGUGUCACUCGAGAGAGUGCCCAGGUCCGCAUCUAUUGUUCAGUGAAUUUGAUAUGAAGCAGAUUCGAUGCGCAAAUGAAGCGAGCAAACUCAAAAUGUUCGUGCAUCUAUUUUCCAUAUGAAGUGCAACAGUUACUGUUGCUGAUCUUUCCUUUAAUAGCAAACGGCAGGCGAAUCCCACGUUGCAGCGUAGGUUAUUGUAUCAGUCAUCAGAAAAAUGACAGGAGCAAACACAGCACAUGGUUGGCUAUACUGUUGUACUGUAGUGAAAACGGAUUUUAACCCUUCCCUGCAACCGAAUCUCCAUCUGUCAGUGAUCGUCAUCUUCUUGUCAUGAUCAGUCGCGUGAUACUUAUCGCUCCGUUAGUGUCAGAAGGGAAAGGCGCGUUCACGUUUUACUGGAACCUGUACUACAUAUUUGGUGAUGUACCGUAUCAACGACGACGCAUUCAAGCAAAACAUCCAAACCCAACUCGAUUCAUUCAUUCGACUAUUUCGUUAAAAAAAUCUGUAGUUUUACUUAGAGCUGUGUUACACACUGCACAGAAGUUCAUUAUCAAAAACCCAUAAUAGGGGCUCUUUAAUGGAAACGCCAAGAUGCGCAUCAAUUUUGUAAAAACUUGAGUAGGAUCAACUUUAUAUCCAAUAGGAUAAAAUGUGCAUAACCUUUGAUGGAAAGAUGUAAAUUCCAGCAUGGUCUUCCUGAAAUCCCUCAGCCAAAGUCCAUCAUCACAGUGGUUCAGUAUUAUUAUUAUUAUUUUGUUAUUAUUCCCUCCAGAACUGUCUUGAGCAUCUGUCUGUGCUCCCAAAGAGCAUCUCAAGCCUCCAAAAGCCACAUCAUUGCAUUCAUCAUGCCUUCAUCUUCAUCUUCUGAGGCUCCACUCAUUUAUUAGAGAAGAAAAAAGCCCACGGUUGGCUUCUCCUAAUGCACAAAGCUACAUUAUUCUGUCUGAUAUUUGUUACCAGUUUAUCAGGAAGUGACGAUUUUGUUGUCUUUGACUCAUUAGAAGAAACGCUGUUUUAUUCGCAAAUGUUUUAUGCGAUAUUACAGUUUUGCGUAUAAAUCUUAUUCACCUCUUAGGAUGGAAACAUAGCUACUGGCUGUUUUUAUCACAUUAAUACUCAGGUGGCACAAGCAUAUCAUAAUCCAGGACGCAUUAUGCAAAUUUUGUAUGCAAGGCCAUUUGUAGCACUAUGCACAUCUGCCAGAAGCAGAGGAACGCUCCGGUUUGCAUGCUUAAAAAGGGACGUGUUGGAAACAGAGGCUAGAUGUAACUUGCUGCUGUUGGUUUUCAUGAGAAUAGAGCGUAGAUCAAGCGAUUAAGUCUGUUAUUUGUUUAUUUUUAUUUGUCGUUUGUGUUGAUAUGUUUCCGCCUCCCACUGGAAUACACAGAUGUGGUCUGGAUGAACAUAAAUUAAAGGGGCAGUUCACCCAAAAAUGAAAAUUGUUGAAAACCCUGUUUGGCUUUCUUAAGGAUGAUAUACUGAAGAAAGGUUGAAAGAAACAAAAACAAAAGUCAUUGACUUUCAUAGUAUUUUUUUGUUCCUACUAUGGAUGUCAAUUGUUGCUUUUUCAUUCUUCAGAAUAUUUAGUUUUGUGCUCAAAAGAAAAAAGAAAAGUUUAGAGCCACUUGAAUGUGAAUGAGGAAAUUUCCAUUUUUUCUCUUUAAAUGACAUGUUAUGGGAUAUUAAUGCUGCUUAUCUGGAAAAAUACCAUAAUUUCUGCGCCACCACACACUGUUAUCGAACAGGUUUCCUCAACACACUAAUGUUUUCCAAAAGAGACACAUCUUUCUGUAUAUUUCAGCUACUCCAGUCUGAAGUCAUUUUUAUGUGCCUACACUUUGAGGACGACAUGGAAACGUCUAGAAUUUGUCAUUUUCACACCCAUAUUGCUCACCAUUGUCACAUGAAGAACUGUACUGUCUUGUUUUCAAUGUGAUUUUCAAAUAAAUGAAAUUAUUUUUGAAGCAAA